UCUCGAGUACGGUAUUAAAUGCUGCGUAGGUGGACGCAAACCGUAUUUAGCACUUUUAAGCCGGCUUAAAUGCAACUAAUACGGUUUAAAGGCAUAGUGUGGACAGGGCCUAAAAUACGGACUAGAAAAACCUGCAUAUAUGUAUUAAUUUAAUCCUGAUGGCACCGUACCAAACAGAUGAUACCGGUUUAGUGUUAUUUGGUGUUAUUUUCCUAGCGCACUGCGCAUGCAUAAACAACUGCUAAGAAAGCAGGGAAGUGCCCAUGCAAAUCUGGUACGUGCUUUUCCAAUCUUUUACAUUGUUGUCAAUGUAAUUUAUCAUAUUUUUCCACCAUUAAGAAAAUAUUAUGCACAUAUUUAUCAUAUGCAAUACAUUGGGUCUUGGACAUUUUUUUAGUUGUGCAACUUUGCGACUUCUCAUUUUGUCUUGUCAUGAAUUGUUUUUCUUUUUAGAAAAAUUGAUUGUCUGUUUCCAGUAUGUUUGCAAAAAACAAUGUAUAAUUAAUGGUAAAUGUACCUCUGUUUGACAAUAGGAAAACACCCAUCAGAUCACAAUUGAUUGCACAUGUACCAAAAUCUGAUAGCAUACCACUUUCUAACACUAAACUGUAAUUGGUUUAACCAAUCGGAACAAUUGGUUAAACUCAUUCUGUGUUGUGCUGUGGAAUAAUUUCAGUAUCCAUACUGAAGAAGUAAUACAAAUGCUAUGAGUUGUCUUUCCUAGACCACUAGUAUACCUCAGGAUUAGAAUUAGUCUGUUUGACUGUUUUGUUUCUCAACCAGGACGCUACAUUUUAAAAACUCUUCAAACAACGCCUCAGUAGCCCAGUGAGAUUUGGCACGUCAUGAGUGUGGUUCUACGCAAUCUCCAGCGGGCGGUACCGUUGAGGAGGGCCAGGCUCCGAAAGGAUGUGGAGACCCUGCGGCACAUUUUAGGAAUUGACAGAUUUGACCUGGGGCUGAUUUGUGUUGAUAAUCGGAGGAUUCAGUAUAUCAAUAAAACAUACAGGCAAAAUGAUUCGCCAACUGAUGUUCUUUCAUUCCCCUUUUAUGAGGAUCUGAAAGCCGGCGUCCUCCCCAGCCCCCUUCAUCAAGACGAUUGUAACCUGGGUGACAUUUUCCUGGGGGUGGAGUACAUCCACAGGCACUGUGAGGAGCAGGAAGUAGACGACUUCCACAGCAUACUUGCUGUAGUUACUGCUCAUGGUCUUUGCCAUCUACUGGGGUAUAGACACGGAACAGAAAUGGAAUGGAAACAGAUGUUUCAAAAAGAGAGUCAGGUUCUCGAAGAGUUUAACAGGCGCACUGGCCACCAGCUUCAGCCUCUUACAAAAAAUGCAUUUUAGGAGAGUAAACUACUCUUGAAGAUCCCAAGUCGCUAAUGAGCAUUGGAAUGUUCACAUCACAGACUGGACUGCAGAACAGUACAGGUUAAAUGGAGACCGAUGCUG
This is a messenger RNA of Acipenser ruthenus (sterlet), 1451 nucleotides long. Its product is annotated as endoribonuclease YbeY-like. The record is from RefSeq and is a predicted model, not a curated record. Gene Ontology annotation, molecular function: metalloendopeptidase activity. NCBI's taxonomy places the organism in Eukaryota, Metazoa, Chordata, Actinopteri, Acipenseriformes, Acipenseridae. The transcript has 4 exons. Gene Ontology annotation, biological process: rRNA processing. The coding region runs from base 846 to 1346 and encodes 166 amino acids.